This is a messenger RNA of Alligator sinensis (Chinese alligator), 834 nucleotides long. RefSeq names its product homeobox protein CDX-1-like. Lineage: Eukaryota; Metazoa; Chordata; Crocodylia; Alligatoridae. Gene Ontology annotation, molecular function: RNA polymerase II transcription regulatory region sequence-specific DNA binding; DNA-binding transcription factor activity, RNA polymerase II-specific. The record is from RefSeq and is a predicted model, not a curated record. The transcript is spliced from 3 exons. Gene Ontology annotation, biological process: anterior/posterior axis specification; cell differentiation; regulation of transcription by RNA polymerase II. Gene Ontology annotation, cellular component: nucleus. Bases 1 to 834 code for a protein of 277 amino acids.
AUGUAUGUGGGUUAUCUCUUGGAUAAAGAAGCCAGCAUGUAUCCGGGAUCUGCAAGGUGCAACAAUAACAACCUGCCAGUGCAAAACUUUGUCUCUACGCCACCCUACUCAGAUUAUAUGGGAUAUCAUCAUGUGCCAAGUAUGGACAACCAUGGACAGACUUCAGGAACCUGGGGAUCUCACUAUGGUCCACAAAGAGAGGAUUGGAAUGCCUAUGGGCCCGGACCCUCCAGCACAGUUACUGCUGCACAGAUCAAUGGCUCCUCUCCUGGGCAGGUCUCCUACAGUUCUACUGAUUACAACUCUCUCCAUCCUACUGGAUCUGUGGUUUUACCUCCUGUAGAUACAAUUAACACGGAGCAAAUCUCUCCCAACCCUCAAAGGCACAGCUCUUAUGAAUGGAUGCGGAAAACGGUGCAAUCUACUUCCACAGGUAAAACAAGAACAAGAGAGAAGUACCGGGUGGUUUAUACAGAUCAUCAGAGAUUAGAAUUAGAGAAGGAAUUUCAUUACAACAGAUACAUUACUAUCAGGAGGAAGUCUGAACUUGCUGCAAACCUAAGACUUUCCGAGAGACAGGUAAAAAUCUGGUUCCAGAACCGCAGAGCCAAAGAGAGAAAAUUAAUGAAGAAGAAAAUGACUCAUUUUGAUGGCAGCAAUCUCAGCUCUAUGCAGAGUGACUCUGGCUCAGUGAGCCCCAUGCCCGUUCCUGACCCACAGACUCAUUCGGAAAUGUCCAAUUCUUUAUUCCCCCCUCCACCACCUCCACCUCCUCUUUCCAUGAAUGGCUUACAGCACAAUGGCAACCUUCAACAGGUCGUAGCCUCUCAGUAA